Owenia fusiformis is the source of this 328-nucleotide messenger RNA. The record is from the annotation of a GenBank genome assembly. Lineage: Eukaryota; Metazoa; Annelida; Polychaeta; Sabellida; Oweniidae.
CAUGUCAAGACAAGCCUGAUGGCAGCUACACUUGUUUCUGUGAUCCUGGAUACUCUAUGCUUGAAGACAAUACAUGUAUUGACACAGACGAGUGUGUGUCCUCCAAUGGUGGCUGUAAACGUAAAUGUGUGAACACUGUCGGAAGCUAUUACUGCGAUUGUGGGCCUGGGUAUAUGUUAGACCCUGCCACCCCUGGAGAUUGUAUACAAAUUGACCAAUGCCAACUAGAGCCAGAGUGUCAACAGGCCGACCAAUGUAGCAACCAGCCAGGUCACAACUAUACUUGUAAUUGUAGGGAUGGUUUUGUAUUGGAUGAAAAUGCAAGAAC